AGAAGCUGAUUUUUGGCUACCUGUUGCCAGACAACACUGGGCUCCAUCAAUGGGCUCCCUCAACCUCAUUUAUGAUGGCAUCAACCUCCUGCAGUGUAAAAGCAUCUUCUCUUCUUCAAGGCUGUAAUCAAUCUGCUUCCCUGACGCCUCCAGAACUUCUUCUUGAUCUUAUUAUUCAUACAACAAGCGAUGAAGCUAUUUUUUCCAGGUCACAUGAGCCAGGAUGUGAGGGGAUCCUAUCAGGAACGGAGAUGUAAGAUCAAAGGGGAGCAAAGGAAGAUAUGGGGUGAAACACUGAGAACUUGAUAAAGAGAUGAGCUCCAAGACACAGCAAAUGCCUUUCUUGCCAAUGGAUGGUCCUCAGGAAGUAGCCAGAGACAUGUCUGAUGAAAACAUCACCAGGAAGUUCAGAACUCCCGCCCAAACCUACGUCUAUUUUGUCAUUGCUUCUCUUGCUGUCUGUCUUCUUGUGGCAUUAGGAACCAUCGUGGUCUUAAUAUUUCACAGAAUGGAGUCCUGCCCACAGUCUGAAGGACUACAGAAUAACGCCGGACCUACUGUGAGUCCCACAAAGACUAUGCCAACUGAAAAAGCUGCUGCAUAUCUCCAAGUGUUAAAACCAAUCAACCAGUCACGACUGAGGUGGAAAAAAGACGGCACUCUCCACAACAUGGACUACAAUGAUGGAAACCUUGUGAUCCAGCAGCCUGGAUGGUAUUUCAUCUAUUGCCAUUUACACUUUUUCGUCACCAGGUGCCCAGACAAGACAUCUGACCUAAAGCUAGAGAUUUUGGUGAAUGGGAUUUCUAAGAAACAAACUCUGUUCACAUUGUGCUGCUGUGACAAGCAAUCCAAUGGGACAUACCAUGAUAUCUUCCAGGUACUUUUGAUCGAGCUGGUGAAGGAAGAUCAAAUAGCUGUGAACCUCGAACAGUUUGAAUAUGUGGACACAGUUGUUCUUCCCUCAAACAACGUUUUAGGAGCUUUAAAGUACAAUGCUGAAGACUGGGGAUAUGGCGAAGACUGGAGAUCCCUUGAUCUCAGAAUGGUCUUUAGCUAAACAAUAAACAGCAUCUUGUCUUUUAGGUGUACCUCAUCCAGCCCCACUUGGAGGGACUACAGAAUCUUAUCAUGCUGAAGUUGUUUCGGUUGCCAUUGUUUUUAAAGAGUAGGCUUUUGCUGCAAACACCCCUGAUUAAAGGUACUGUUCUGGAAUUGGGGGGGAAUGAUUCAACAAAAGAUUGGAUUAUCGUUACAAGCAGAAUGGAGACCAGAAGCAGUUCCCAGUACAUUCCCUGAUGCACUGACUUCAUUUGGAGGGACCUGUUUUCAUUGCCAUUUGAUCUGCAAAUAUAACCAACAUAUUGCCCGUUUCCUCCACCUCUUCCCCAUGUCCACAGGAAUAGAUACCUUGGCUGGCUGGCUGCCUAGCUGGCUGGGCCAAGAUGUCAUGAUCUCAGCCCAGAGCAGCAAGAAACACUUGCCAGCUCAAGGUCUGCCAGUUUUUUGUUUUCCAAAUUUCACUAAGUUAAGAUUUUUAAAACCACUAAAAUAAGAAGAAUCCAUUUGCUGCAUUUUGCAAAUCAAUACAGUACUAACGUUGCAUUACUUUUUAUUAUAAUUUUGUAUAAACUAAUAUUUUUCACCUUUUAAUUUUUGAAAUAUAAAAUUUUCACAUACAGCUGUAUCAAAUUCUGAAGUUAAAUACAUAUGGUUUGGGGAAAAGAU
Molecule: messenger RNA, 1728 nt
Organism: Heteronotia binoei (common prickly gecko)
Lineage: Eukaryota; Metazoa; Chordata; Lepidosauria; Squamata; Gekkonidae
Gene: TNFSF8
Product: TNF superfamily member 8
Exons: 4
Coding region: 314-1060 (248 amino acids)
Biological process (GO): CD8-positive, alpha-beta T cell differentiation; immune response
Cellular component (GO): membrane
Molecular function (GO): tumor necrosis factor receptor binding
Source: RefSeq, a predicted model, not a curated record